AUGUAUCGCAAACCAUUGCAUAAAGAGAAGCUUCGGGAAACUGCCACUUGUCAAGACGAAAUUUCUACGUUACAUGAUUCUCAUCAAUUACAAGAAUUAACACAACCAUUAACACACGACUCGAGUGUGACCUCAUCAUCAUGUAUACAUUUCGAAAAAAACAUAACUCAACAAUUCUGGAAUAACAUUAAAUUACCCCUUCGAGUGGAAUGGAUGAAAAACAAAAUUUCACACUCCUUACCAUUCUGGAUUCAAACUCUUUAUGGAAUGAUUUCACCACCACCCAUCAUGAAAACUGAGACCGAAACUCGUUCAUUUCCUAAAAAGAUUCUCCUUUUCAAUUAUUUACGUUCCAUUGGUUUCAAUGGACAAGGUUCCACUCCGAGAGGAGAAUUGACACAAUGGACGGAUUUAGUCAUGGCUCUCGCUUUACAAAACCAUCAUGUGUAUUAUGUUCAUGAUUUUGAAGAAUUAGUGAAUCAAGUUUUGCCUGAACAUUCCAUAGAAUCGUUUCAUUUGAUUUUCACAGAUUAUUCUUCAUUACACAUGUACCUCUCGGAAAAACUUGGAUUCAUUCAUCAACUUGGGCGAGAAUUGAACUCUCGACCACAAAAACAUCAACAACUCUCGAAAUGUAGAUUGAGAAUUUUGGAUAGUUUUGGAACACACCAAAAGUAUAACUCAAUGAAUGCAGCAGAUGUAUCUGAUCGUUCGUCGUCAUCAUGGUGUUGUUGGAAUUUGAACUUGAAACAAAUUUUAACAUUACAACCUUUAAAAAUUCCAGAUCCAGUCAAUCAAUUUUUAGGAAUUGCCAUUCCUUUCGAUAUGGAGAGCAUUCUUCAUCGAGACAUGUCAAGAAAGAAACGACAGGCAUCAUCUGGAAAAUACAGAGCUUUGAUUUGGGCCAAGGAAUUCAAAUAUUUUGAACGAGUACCUUCGAGUUAUUUGAAAACUAUUUCUGAAAGAUUCGAAUUGGUAACAACAUUGACUUUCAAUGAUUUUGAAAAAGUGAGAAUCAAAUUUCCAACUGUUGAAUUCACAAAUUUGGGAAUUCUCACUCAUUCAUCCUAUGUUAAGGUAUUAAGGGAGAGCGUUAUCUAUGUCGGGUUAGGAGAGCCGUAUAUUGGUCCAAGUAGUUUAGAAGCUCUCGCGUACGGUAAUGUCAUUUUCAAUCCGAGAAUUAAGCCUUUCAAGUUGAGUGACAUUGGAAAGCCAUCCGAUGAAAUAUAUACAAGUCAGGUACCGUAUUUGGAAUCUAUUGGUGCUCCAAAUGUUAUUACUUUGAGAAUGAUGGAUACAAAAAGUGUAGCAAGACAUGUACACGAUGUGGAAUUAUUGUUAGAUGAAAAUCACGGUGUGAUUCCUCCAUAUAUUCCUAGUGAGUUCACUGUCCAGGCCUUUUUCUAUCGAGUGUACAGUAUUGUGAAUUCGUAUGACUUUUGUGACUAG
Messenger RNA from Naegleria lovaniensis, 1449 nucleotides. RefSeq lists its product as uncharacterized. Gene Ontology annotation, cellular component: Golgi apparatus. Gene Ontology annotation, molecular function: alpha-1,6-mannosylglycoprotein 6-beta-N-acetylglucosaminyltransferase activity. Bases 1 to 1449 code for a protein of 482 amino acids. The record is from RefSeq and is a predicted model, not a curated record. The transcript has a single exon. Gene Ontology annotation, biological process: protein N-linked glycosylation. Lineage: Eukaryota; Heterolobosea; Eutetramitea; Acrasida; Naegleriidae.